AUGACCGAGCGCUACACCACCGUCGAGACGCCAAAAGCAGGCGCUCGCAGCGCCAACCCACAAGAGAGCGCUUCGUGGACCUCGACGCUCACCAUGUCGUGGAUGAACGACCUCAUGCAACGAGGCGCGACGACGCCACUCAACGACGACGAUACGUGGCCAUUGGCUGCGAAAGACUCGGCCAGCGCUCUCCACGACCGCUUUGAUUUGCACUGGCGAACCGAGAAGACAAUGGAACAACCUCGCUUUCAGCGCGCGCUGUUGUAUACCUUCCGUUACCAAAUCGCUUGCGACGUCGGCCUCUAUUGUGUCUAUGCCGGUGCGAUGCUCGUCCAACCCGGCUUGAUUCGCUCGAUUUUGAAGGACCUCGCAACCGACGCCAACGACGAUGAUGGCUACGCGCUCGCAGCGCUCCUUGCGGUCGUCUCGUUCCUUGCGGUCACUGUCUUUGACUUUGCACAGUACUUGAGCACGCACACGGGCUGCAACGCCAAGUCGCUCGUCAUCGACGCGGUGUUUCGCAAGACUCUCACGCUUUCCGGCUUUGCCAAGCAAGACAUGUCGACCGGUGACAUUGUCACGUUGGCGUCCGUCGACGCGGACCGUAUCUACAUGGGUUUCAUCUUUGGCCAUUGGAUCCUCAUCGCCCCGUUGAUGCUCCUCGCCGUGUACGUCAUGAUUGGAGUCGAACUCGGAGCGCUCGUUGGUCUCGCGGGUGGGGCGACGAUGCUGCUCUUCGUUGUCAUCGGCACCGACUCGGGGCGCAAGGCCGGUGAGAUCCAUCGCAACCUCCUUAGCGUUCAAGCGCACCGCGUCAAGCUCACGAAUGAAGUGCUCCAAGGCAUCCGUGUCGUCAAGCUCAACGCAUGGGAAGAUCACCUUGAAGUGCAGCUGGAAGCUGUCCGCGACCAAGAGCUCGUGCUUCUCAAAGCGUACCAGGUUCGCUCCACCGCCAACACGGUCGCGCUCUACAUCGCGCCCGUCAUUUCACUCGCGGUUUGUCUCUUCGUGUACGUUGCGGUGGGCAACGAGCUCACGGCGCCUGUCGCGUUCACCGCGCUCGCCUACGCCAACGUGACGCGGCUCCCAUGUACUGUCUUCGCGACGGCGGUCAUGUUCACAUCUGAAAUGGUCGCGUCGUGUGAGCGCCUCGGUGCCUUCUUGACGUACGGCGACGACCCAAGGCGCAUCCAGCGUGCAGUUGAGCGACGCAGCGUUCAGCUGGGCAGCGCCGGCCUCGGGCAUUGA
Saprolegnia diclina VS20 is the source of this 1248-nucleotide messenger RNA. RefSeq lists its product as hypothetical. The record is from RefSeq and is a predicted model, not a curated record. Gene Ontology annotation, biological process: transmembrane transport. Gene Ontology annotation, cellular component: membrane. Lineage: Eukaryota; Oomycota; Saprolegniomycetes; Saprolegniales; Saprolegniaceae. The coding region runs from base 1 to 1248 and encodes 415 amino acids. Gene Ontology annotation, molecular function: ABC-type transporter activity; ATP binding. The transcript is spliced from 2 exons.